AUGAAAUCCUCGUGGAAGGGGUCUAAGCCGAAGCCCAGGAGCAGCACUCUCCACUCUCUUCAUACCAUGUUCCAGCCAGCGAGACCUGCGGACGCAAAUGAAGAUGCUGAAAAAUCCACAAAGCGAGCAGCUUCUGGCGCUGUGAAUAGCGGCCUGGACACAACAAACAGCCUGGAAAGCAGGAAAAAUGGGGAUAGCCACGAGAUUCAUCCAGACUCAGGAGAGGAAGGAUCAGGUAAAAGUUUACCUGCUGACACAGCUAGCAUUGCUAUACCUAUUGUGCAGACACCAGGGCCAGAUGGCAUACAAUGCAUAUUAGCACAAAUGAAAGAGGAUAGAAUAUUUUUAGCGGGAGAGAUUGAGAGAAAUGCUAGGGAAAUAAGAUUAGAGAUUCAGGCAAUUAGUAAUCGGACCGCCACUCUAGAGGUGAGGGUAGAGGCUGUGGCUAAAGCGCAUAAUGAUUUAUUAUUACAGAGCUCGGAAUGGGGCACAAGGCUUGAUGCCUUAGAAGUGGCAUUUGAGGAUCUUAUUAAUCGAUCUUGA
Messenger RNA from Pelobates cultripes (western spadefoot toad), 543 nucleotides. NCBI's taxonomy places the organism in Eukaryota, Metazoa, Chordata, Amphibia, Anura, Pelobatidae. The record is from the annotation of a GenBank genome assembly.